Prosopis cineraria is the source of this 2987-nucleotide messenger RNA. RefSeq lists its product as uncharacterized. NCBI's taxonomy places the organism in Eukaryota, Viridiplantae, Streptophyta, Magnoliopsida, Fabales, Fabaceae. The coding region runs from base 106 to 2106 and encodes 666 amino acids. Gene Ontology annotation, biological process: intracellular monoatomic cation homeostasis. The record is from RefSeq and is a predicted model, not a curated record. The transcript is spliced from 13 exons. Gene Ontology annotation, cellular component: mitochondrial inner membrane.
UCACACUUUCCGUCCUCGAAGAAACCGCUCAAAUUUCUGCUUUUAUGCAUAUGAUGACUCGUUUUUUAUCUUCUCUCUUCUGUUCUUCUUCGUUUUCCCUCUUCCAUGGCUGCCUGUCUCACUCUGCAACUUUAUCAACUUUUCAACCACUCAAAAUCCUUUGGAUUAGAUAUCAGAAGAAGGAAAGUAGACGAUGCCCUUUUGCUUUCCAAUCCCCAUGUAACAGAGGAGAGAAACGAUAGCUCUUCAGAUAAUAACCUCUUAAUUUGGUCUUGGCCUAGAUGUUACAACUCCACAAGGUGGUGUUCACUGAUAUCAGUAUCAGCUAAAGAUUCUUUUGUUAGUAUUGAUCAGAGUGAAAGCAAGAAUGAAAAUGAUGCUACUCUUACCUCAACCAGUAGGGUGAAUUGCAUGGUACGGGUAUUGCAUGAAUCUUCUUGGAGCUUUUCCCAAGCAGUUCAGUUCCUUAGGCUACCAGGAAGUGGUCCCGAGCUUGCAAUGGCUUGGCUUGGGAAGGAUGUACAUGCAUGGCAUAAGCAUAUUGCUUAUAUGGUUGCAGUUUCCGUUUUGAUGAAAACAGCAAUAGAUGUGGAGAUAUUGCUUUCACAUGAUCGACAGAAUGAAUUCUCACCUGUUAGAGAGAUAUUAACCCCAUUAAGAAAUCAGAUGAGAGAAUACAUUGAAAGCCAACUGAAAAUGAGGCAUCCUGAUUUAGUUCAGUGGUUUAGAGUCAGUGAAAUGCCACGCAUGGCAGGAUAUUUCAUUCCUCUUCUAAAGAAGUGGUCCAUAGAAUAUGCAGGAAGCGGUGUUGCAGGAAUUAUUGUGGCAAUAACCUGCUGCAAUGCAGUGGUGAAAUUCGGUUCUGAGCACAUUUCCUGCCCCUUCCUAACCUCUUCUUUCAAAGAGGUUUUAGUCAAGCUGAUGGAUCAUUCCCUUGACCUUGCCACAGUGGACAAGUUGCACCAUUUAGCAACUGAGGCAGGAUUCGAACUUAAUUUCUUGCUUCAUGUUGGGAAACAAAUUCUUCCCAGUGAGAAAAUUGAGGACCUAGAGUUUUGGAUUGAGUUGGCACAUAAGAAACUCUUGAAAGCUUUCCAUGAAGAAAGCAUCACGUCAAACAUGAAAAAUCUUCAGUGCAAGCCAGAUAGUCUGGCCACUCUGGGACUUUUUGCAUACCUUGGAAGAAGGACAAGAAUAUUUUUGUCAGCAAUGGGCAUUAAAGAUCUUGAUGAUAUGGUUCAAGACUUCCUCAGUUACCUGGAAUGUGGCAUCCUUCUCAUUUAUCCUGAGUUUUCCUCCAUUCCUGUGUAUCAGUUUUUCAUGGAGUUAGUAACUGAUGAAAUUGGGUGGCUUGAUUUUUAUGCCUCAUACUCUCAAAUAACCUGUCAAGGGAAAAGGUCCAAGCUUCAUGCUCGCCAGGCAGAGAAAGAGAUAAUUUUACAUGUAGUUUUUACCGUGUGCUAUGAUAUUUUCUCUGGCUUUGCCCACUUCACUCGCUCUACUCAGCAGCCAUUGGAGGCAAAUUUGCUAUCAUACUUGCUUCGCAGUCAGGGAUUGCUAAGCAUCUGUCUGCAAGAGCACAGGGCCGCUUAUGUCAAAUCAGGUGAAUCACUUGAUACUGUGGACUGUGCUGCCCUGAAUAACCCCACACCAAGAAUUGGAAGUAGAACUGUACGCAAGCUAUCUUUGGCCUUAGAAGCACAACAAAAAUCACGUGAUUUAACUACAGAAGGGUCUCCAAAGGGUAAUUCUCAAUUUGGUUCUACGCUACACAAGACUCCAAUUUUAGACAAGGCAACAUUUCAGCGAGGUACCUGUAUUGAAAAGGUAAAAUUUCUGUAUGAAAGUUUUAUCAAGAGAUACUGCGUCAAGUUGGUUUCCGCAACCACUGACAUCUGGAUGGGUACUCAGUUGCUCUACAUAGACAUCAAGGUUGCUCUAGAGCUACUUAUGAGGCAAGCACAUGGCUGCAAGGUUACAAGAAGGCAGAAAAAGAAGCUAGAAAGAACCAUAACCGACAUUAUCACACUGCUUCCUGUUACAAUCUUGAUGCUGCUUCCCGAACUAGGAAGCAUCAACAGCAUUUAUGAUGUUUUUGAGGCCUAGACCAUAGGCUAAGACCCAACCCCGAGGAUUACCUGUAGCGAGUUUUGAUUCCUGAAGGAGGGUACUCAACUAGAGUGGUCUCAAGAGAGAGAGGAUUAACACUGCCAAGAAAGACUACCAAACCAAUAUGGAAUUCAAACCCCUCGAACAGGGGGAUGCAUAGGCUUCUGGUCUAAAUCCCCUCAACUAGUUGAGAUGUCGAGUUCCCUAGAAAUAUCUGGUGGACCCUCAAUUAUUUUGAUUCUUGUCAGUUUCUGAUAAAAGUCUCUGUUUGAUAGCAUUUGGACUGUGUUGAACCAUCAAGUUCUUGUGGGCUAAGCAAAUAAUAGACCUGUUAGUGACAUGAAUACUUCAAUGAAAUCUUUCACCUCUUGACAUUGUUGUGGUUAAUAUAUAUUUAAUUUUUUUCAUGAAGUGGUUAGCUGUUUAAAAUCAACCUUUUAACUUGCGCACACCUUCGCAGUUACUUGGCACCAAACUUCUUUUUUAUACCGUAUGCAUAUGCUCUUUUCAUCCCAAAAUGGAAGUCACUUUGACCAACUUUAUGCAAAUCAAUAUAAUUUGUUGAAGUUAGUUAGACAUCUUGAACUUUUCAAAAAUUAUCUAAGCCUUCCAAAAUUACUCUUAUUAAAUUGUAAUCUCAUGUUAAUGAUCUCUCUCUUAAUAUCUCUCAUAAAGUGGGGUACAAACUUUGACUAUCUUCUAGAAUGUGACUUACAUUUUAGGAUGGAGAGAGACGGGGAUUACCGUAUGAGCAAUUGUUUCACAUGAAGGUCUUACAUGUGUAGAUCAGACAAGAACUGAUAAGCUGUUUCGUGUAUAUCUAUGAAGGUGCUGCUUUUUUUCAGAACAAUCUCGUUGAUAAGUAUGAUUUUCAUUCA